Gymnodraco acuticeps is the source of this 4774-nucleotide messenger RNA. RefSeq lists its product as uncharacterized. NCBI's taxonomy places the organism in Eukaryota, Metazoa, Chordata, Actinopteri, Perciformes, Bathydraconidae. Bases 196 to 4230 code for a protein of 1344 amino acids. Gene Ontology annotation, biological process: innate immune response; regulation of apoptotic process; inflammatory response. The record is from RefSeq and is a predicted model, not a curated record. The transcript has 27 exons.
AAGAGAACCACGUCACUUCAGAGAAAAGGACACACACGUUUAACUUCGGCUUCAGGAAACUGAACGAGAGGUAGAAAUGUGGCGGGAUUUAAACUUUUCAUAAAGUUUAAAGAUACUGAAAGAUAUUGAGAAGCAGACUGAGGGAGAAAGAGAGAAACAUCCGCUCCUUAAUCCUCGGCAGCACCUGAUCUAAACAUGAUGGAGGAAGUGCUAUUUGUGGAUAAACAUCAUAUAGCACUAGUCCAGAGAGUAAAAAACAUUGAACCAAUUCUGGAUGGACUGCUCUCAUAUAAAGUUAUCAAAAGAGAACAUUAUGAGGAAAUCCUAUCCCUCCAUGGCCCUCGGGAGAAGAUGAGGGCUCUCCUAAGUGGGCCUUUGAGAGUCUGUGGACCUGGAGGAAAAGAGAUAUUCUACAAACUGCUGAGAGAACAUGAGUCACAUCUCCUCGAUGGCCUUUGUGAUGACUCUGAGAAAUAUAAGAAGAAUAAGAAAGACAUGGAGGUAGAAAGCAUGAUGGCUCAGAAGAUACUUCUUGAAUCAUUGAAUGAUUUGAGUUCAGAUGAGCUUAACCAAUUCAAGUCACUCAUUGAAUUAGAGGAAAGUUUCCCACUGAUCCUAAGGGGUCGACUCAAAGCGGCAAACACAGAUGAAACAGUGGAUCUGAUGGUGAAGACGUUCAGCGGAAAGUGUGUGAAUAUGACCAAAACGGUUUUAAAGAAGAUGAACAGGACUGAUCUGGUGCAGAGAUUGUCAGACAUCAGCUCAGGAACCAAAGAGGAACCGCUUCCUUCUCUGAUCCAGAGCGUGGAAACGAUGGCGUCUGUCAUAGAGCUGCUUCUGGAAACACUGAAAGAUUUGAGUGACCAGGAUUUAGAGAUUUUUAAGAGGGUCCUGAAUAAAAUUCUCUCUGGCAAAGGCUACCCAGACAUCUCACCAAGGUGGCUAAUGAUGAGAGACAGGCAGAACAUGGUGUUUUAUUUGGUGCAAGAUCACAGCCAGCACAGACUGCUGGAGAUGACCACUGAGGCUUUUGAGAAGAUGAACAGGACUGAUCUGGUGCAGAGGCUGUCACAAAGCAGCUCAGGACCCAAAAAGAAACACUCAGAGGCACAGCGACCUGCAGUGAUCCAGAAAGUAGCAACAAUGGCAGCUGUUAAACAUCUGCUUUUGGAAACUCUGAAUGAUUUGAGAAACGAGGAUCUAGAGAAAUUCAAGCAGACCCUGGAUUUAAUUGUCUCCAAGAAGAAGCCGAGAUAUGUUUCAUGUAGAUCCUCACCAGGCAGAGCUGAAACAGUGAAACAGAUAAUACAGAUCUUCGGCCAACAGUGUGUAGAGAUAACCAUGGAGGUUUUGAAGAACAUUAACAGGAAUGAUCUGAGGCAGAGGUUGACAAAGCCCAGCUCAGAACUCAAAGAGAUGUACUCUGUGGAUGAACAUCGACCUGCACAGUCCGAGGGAGUACAAAUUGCAGCAGUAAAACCGAUCCUUUUGAAAACUCUUAAGGAUUUGAGUGACCAUGAGCUCGACAGAUUUCAGUGGUUGCUGCCGUUCACGUACUUCCAGAAGAGCAUAUACUUCUGUUAUGGAUAUCCCAAUUGGACAGAAAGUGCUCUCCAGCUAGUGGAUCAGAUGAUUGAGACCUGUGGUCCGCAGUCUGUGGAGGUGACCAGGGAGGUUUUAAUGGAUCUGGACAGAACUGAUCUAGUGGAGAGAUUAUCAGAGACUAUCUUAAGACUCAAAGAGGAACCGCUUCCUUCACUGAUCCAGAGAGUGGAAACGAUGGCGUCUGUCAUAGAGCUGCUUCUGGAAACACUGAAAGGUUUGAGUGACCAGGAUUUAAAGAGUUUUAAGAUGGUCCUGAUUGAAAUUCUCUCUGGCAAAGGCUACCCAGACAUCUCACCAAGUUGGCACAGGAUGAUAGACAGGCAGGACAUGGUGUUUUAUUUGGUGCAAGAUCACAGCCAGCACAGACUGCUGGAGAUGACCACUGAGGCUUUUGAGAAGAUGAACAGGACUGAUCUGGUGCAGAGGCUGUCACAAAGCAGCUCAGGACCCAAAAAGAAACACUCAGAGGCACAGCGACCUGCAGUGAUCCAGAAAGUAGCAACAAUGGCAGCUGUUAAACAUCUGCUUUUGGAAACUCUGAAUGAUUUGAGAAACGAGGAUUUAGAGAAAUUCAAGCAGACCCUGGAUUUAAUUGUCUCCAAGAAGAAGCCGAGAUAUUUUCCAUUGAUUUGGAGUUCCUCAGCAGGCAGAGCUCAAACAGUGGAACAGAUGAUGGAGUUCUUCGGCCAACAGUGUGUAGAGAUAACCAUGGAGGUUUUGAAGGACAUUAACAGGACUGAUCUGAGGCAGAGGUUUACAAACUUAGAACUCAAAGAGAUGUACUCUGUGGAUGAACAUCGACCUGCACAGUCCGAGGGAGCACAAAUUGCAGCAGAGAAACCGAUCCUUUUGGAAACUCUUAAGGAUUUGAGUGUUCAUGAGCGCUACAGAUUUCAGUGGUAUCUGCCGUUCACGUCCUUCCAGAAGAGCAUAUCCUACUUCUGUCAUGGAUAUCCCAAUUGGACAGAAAGUGCUCUCCAGCUGGUGGAUCAGAUGGUGGAGCCUUGUGGUCUGCAGUCUGUGGAGGUGACCAGGGAGGUUUUAAUGGAUCUGGACAGAACUGAUCUAGCAGAGAGAUUAUCAGAGACUAUCUUAAGACUCAAAGAUAAACAUCCGUCCAAACCACCGAAGGAAGAAGUAACCGUGACAUCACUGGAGGAGAAGCUUCUGGAAACACUGGAAGAUUUAAGUCACGGAGAGCUCGAGAAAUUCAAGCGUGGCCUCCAAAGAAUCUCAAGUCAGAGAUUAGAGACGGCGGGGAGAGUUGAGAUUGUGGAUCUGAUGGUGGAGAUCUACGGCCAACAGUCUAUGGAGGUGACAAUGGAGAUUUUAGAGAAGAUGAAAGAAGACGAUUAUGGUCUGGAGCAAAAGUUGUCAAACAUCACUUUAGGAUCCAAAGGGGCUUCAAGAAGCUUGGAUCUUGAGGGUAUCGGAAAAAUGACGAAGGACUCCAGUGGCUGGACUAAACUUGAACCUGAGGUGAACAGUACAGAUGAAGAUGAGGCAUCAACUUACAGCCUAAAGUCUGAAGCGGGAAACUUUGAAUGCAGUGUCUCUGGCUUGCGCUGGGUCUGUCAGGACAAGGUCAGCUUUAAGUACCAGUUUUGCUCUUCGGAGGAACCCAUGAAGAGGAUGGAAAUGAUGAGAUACAUGCCUGCAGGUCCCCUGAUAGACAUCACAGUGAUUUCUGGGAAGUUAUUUGAAGUGUACCUGCCACACUGGAUCUGCAUAGAUGACAUCCCUAAAGUAUUGCAAAAGUUUGCAGUCCUGCACAUAGAUGACUGUGGAGAUGUUGUGGAAACAGUGUCUGAAGUCACAUCGUCCCAUGUCAAGCUGUCUGAACCAGUUUUCUCUCCAAGAGCGGUCCUGAUGAAAAUGGGCUUUCCAGUAAAAAUACGCUGUAACGUGUUGAUUUAUUCAAAAGCCUACGAAUCCGACACCGUUCUUCAUGUUUACCUGAUCCCGCUCGAUCCUGCUCUUAAAGAGACCAUCGACAAGAAAAAAAAAGACUUCAGAUUUAUCGAAAAGCCACGCCCAAACGAGGGCCUGACGCUGCACCAAGAUUUCAACCUCACAGCAGACAUAACAACAGACAAGAUUUCCCCAGAGAAAAUAACCCUCACCAAUGAUAGUCAAGAAAAGCAACACUCAAUAUUCUUUGACGUGGGCUUUGAGAAUCCAGACAGUAACUUCCACCUUACACUCUCUCAACUUAACAACGGGGAACCACAGUUACCACCAGUAUGGAGCUGUGUGAUUCGAAAAGAGGAAUCUACGGGUGGACCGUCCUCAGAAAAUGAAUCAAGGGACACUGCUGGACCCUCAGCUCUAGAGACAGCUCAAUACACCAUGGCAGACGGUGAGCACUUUGUGGAUAAACAUAGGACCGAGCUGAUCAACAGAGUGAACUGCAUUGCAGACAUUUUGGACCAGCUCCUUGAUGAAAAAGUCAUCACACAAUCGAGUUAUAGUGAAAUCCUGGUAAUCCCAACCACUAAGAAACAGAUGAGGGAACUCUUCAGUGGUCCCCUGAAAUCAGCAGGGCCUCAUGGCAAAGACGUCUUCUACAGAAUCCUUGAGAAAGAGGAGAAAUGUCUCAUUGAUGACCUAAAGGGAAAUAAGUGAAUGUUACGGAUAAAUCAUUUUUUAGACUAAACGUGCAUUGUGCCUCAAGAAAAAAAAGCGUCUUAAACGAUUACAAUGGGGAAAUAGUAAUGUAAAUGUCUCUGUGGGGGGUUCUAUCAAAUAGCUUUUGCACCUUCAUGUUUAAUCAUAGCUCUUGCCCUUUUUUUACACUUGGACCAGUCAUAUUUUGUAAAAUGAAUACGUUUUCCUGUAAGUUUAAAACCAGAUUCAGCAAACCACGUAAGUCAUUCAUGUGAUGUAAUGAUGUAAGAAAUGAUUUAGCGUUCUCACCUUCAUGUAAUGUUUUAAUCCAACAAAUCCCAGAUGGAUUGAGUCAGCUUUUAACCUAUUUUUUAUAAAUGAAAGGAUGCUUGAUCCUGAAUGAUUAUCCUUAGGCUUUGCAUGCAGAUUUUAAUUUUGAUUAUUGUCUUAUGUGCUAAAGGAUUCUCUCGUUGUGUUUUCCCUCAUGAAAAUAUUUUUACUUAUGGAGGCCAAUGUUUUCUAUUUCGAAAUACAUUUUCAAUAAACUCUUAUAAAUAUUACA